Molecule: messenger RNA, 25094 nt
Organism: Oreochromis niloticus (Nile tilapia)
Lineage: Eukaryota; Metazoa; Chordata; Actinopteri; Cichliformes; Cichlidae
Gene: dst
Product: dystonin
Exons: 97
Coding region: 771-24248 (7825 amino acids)
Biological process (GO): wound healing; hemidesmosome assembly; intermediate filament cytoskeleton organization
Cellular component (GO): focal adhesion; cytoskeleton; hemidesmosome
Molecular function (GO): structural molecule activity; microtubule binding; calcium ion binding
Source: RefSeq, a predicted model, not a curated record
UAGACAAAGUGAAAGCACUAUGUUGUCCGGCUCGGAUCUGCCUGAGCUUGUUCUACUCUUUUUGGCCUGUAUACUUUUCUGUUUUUCAAAGCCGUUCUGACUCGUCGCAUUAAACAAAACUUUAGACUUGCUGAACCAAAUUCUCUAGCAGCAUACCUAGUGGUUUUCUACUGGUAUGUACUUUCAGUUUGAGAUCCUUCUCCUCCUACCCAAAGAAACAUUAUGGCAUCAUGACAUAAAUAUUAGGACAGGAAAGAGGCGGAUAUCAUAUGCGUGUUUACUGUUUUGUUGCAACAGACUAGUCAUCCUGAAACAGGUCUAUCCACAACUCUUUUUCAUUCCUGCUCUGAGGGCUACCAGCACACAUCUGUGUGUGCAUUUAUGGUGUUUGUGCUGGAUUAUCAAAGCCAGAGAAAUGUUUCAAAGGUCAAAAAAGAUUCCAGUGUCAGAGGAGAGACGCAUGAGAGAGCAAGUGAGAAAUGCGGAGUGAGAGAGAGAGGGAGAGAGAGAGAGAGAGAGAGAGCUGACCGGUUCUCAGCAGUCAACAAAAGGACGGAGGCAGCUCUGCUCUGAGUGGAGCCAGCUUUAUGUCUGGCUGCCCUGCUAAGCGCUGCUUACGGUGCUCUACUUGCAAAGCUGUCAAUGGCUUCAUGUCGAUGGGAUCCUGCUUUUUUAGAUCGAGUAGAACUUACUGGAUACUUCGCCUGAAAACCGGUCGCUGUUUGGAGCUUAACAUUGUGGAUGUUUAGGACACCAUAUGAUUUACAGCCAUGGGAAACACCUGUGGUUGUGUUCGGGGUCCGAAAGAGGAAUAUUAUUUGGACCCCAAAAAGGCUCCUUUGAGAGCUGAAUCCAAAGAUCUUAAAGGUCGCCGCUAUUUUCAGAGGAAAAAGAGGAAAUCGGAAGACUUAAAGCCUGCUGGAUCUCUCAGAAGUUCUGAAAGUGAGACUUUCGUUACAACCAAGGCAAUCUGCAGUGGUGGAGAGCGUAAAAAUGACCCAGAUGGCAACACAGGAGAAAACCAAACCGAGCUGGAUGAGCCAUCAGGAGUGGACAAACCUCUAUCUAGGCAAGACAGCAUCAGCAAAGGUGUUUAUGUUGGAGAAAUACCAGUUCUGAUCCUUCGGGAUGGUCAGACUCAACCUCUUGCCACAAGGUUAACGUGCAGGUUGGAAAAGUUUUCUACAAACCAGGCAGAUGGUGACAGAAGGAGGUCCUCUGUGGAAGAGAAGCUCCAUGGUGUCAGCACUACUUCCAAAGGUGUCCCGGCUAAGGACGGUUUGCUUGUAAAGAAGCUUCUACAACGCCAGUUAAGGAGGGCGGUUAGCUUUGGAGCAGUGGAGCACACGCUACGGACACUGAGGGGUAAUGACAGACCUGGAAGUGAGGAAACCUUUGCCAAGAUUAUAUGGGGCUCUCAAGCACACCGAAGGAGGAGACGGAGGGCCUACACCUGCUCUGGUUACGUAGAACAUGCUCCAGCUCUGGCCAAAUGUAUUUCCAGCCAACACGAGAUCUCGGAGAUCCAUGUGACGGGAGAAUCCGAGGACAUGACAGCCAAGGAGAGACUGCUGCUCUGGUCCAAGCAGAUGACAGAGGGCUACGUAGGUGUGCGAUGUGAAAAUUUCACAACCUCCUGGAGGGAUGGGAGGCUAUUUAAUGCCCUUAUUCACAAAUACAGACCGGACCUUGUGGACAUGAGCCGUGUGUCAACACAGACCAACCGAUCAAAUUUAGAAGACGCGUUUUGUGUAGCUGAACAGCUGGGGGUGGCCAGACUACUGGAUCCUGAGGAUGUUGACGUCCAGUCACCUGAUGAAAAAUCUGUCAUCACCUACGUCUCAACACUGUACGAUGCCUUCCCCAAAGUACCCGAUGGAGUUGAAGGAGUUAGUCCUAAUGACGUUGAUAUCAAAUGGGUCGAGUACCAGAACAUGAUCAAAUACCUCAGCCAGUGGAUCAAACACAAUGUGGCCAUAAUGUCAAGUAGAUCAUUCCCCAAUAACCCUGUAGAACUCAAGGCACUUUAUACACAAUAUCUUCAAUUCAAAGAACAUGAAAUCCCACAAAAAGAAAAUGAGAAAACAAAAAUCAAAAAUCUCUACAAAAUGCUCGAGAUGUGGAUCGAGUUUGGACGUCUUCAGUUACCCCCGGGUCAUCAUCCGAAUGAUGUGGAGAAGGAAUGGGGUAAACUAAUUGUCGCCAUGCUAGAAAGAGAGAAGAGCCUGAGGCCAGAGGUGGAAAGGCUUGAAAUGUUGCAGCAGAUUGCCAACAGGGUUCAGCGGGACUGUGUUAACGGCGAGGACAAGCUUGCACUGGCGAGAACGGCCCUGCAGUCUGAUGCAAAACGUCUUGAGUCUGGUAUUCAGUUCCUAAAUGAAGCUGAGAUCGCUGGCUACCUGUUGGAGUGUGAGAAUAUUCUCAGACAACAAGUAGUGGAUAUCCAGAUUCUCCUGGAUGGAAAAUUCCCAUUUGCAGAUCAGCUUGUCCAAAGGGUGUCAAAACUCCGCGAUGAUCUUCUAGCCCUGAGAGCUGAAUGCUCCUCUGUGUACAGCAAAGGCCGCACCCUGACUACAGAGCAAACCAAAAUGAUGAUCUCAGGCAUCACACAGAGUCUGAACUCUGGCUUCUCCCAGAGCAUUAACACUAACCUGACACCAGCCCUUACUCCUGCACUCACCCCAGGGGGAGUAGGUACCCCUGGGUCCACCUUCACCUCGAGCCUUACGCCGUGCCUCACCCCAUCCUUGACUCCUGCCUUGACCCCGAGUCUGCAGCCUGCAUCAAUCCAGAGCUACAUGGGGAGCGGUGGUGGCAUGGGCCCAAGUAGCCUCAGGCAUUUGAAAAACAUGCAGAUCCGGAAGCCCUUGCUGAAAUCCUCACUGGCAGACCCCAGCUUGACAGAAGAAGAGGUCAACAUGAAGUUUGUUCAGGACCUUCUAAACUGGGUAGAAGAGAUGCAGAUGGAGCUGGAGCGUUCAGAUUGGGGAUCUGAUAUGCCAAGUGUGAAAAUGAAUUUAGAUAACCACAAAAAUGUACACAGAGUGAUCGAAGAAUUCCAAAUGAGUCUUAAAGAAGCCAAACUAAGUGAAAUUCAGAUGACGAUGCCUUUAAAGCUCAGCUAUUCAGACAAACUGAACAAACUGGAAAAGCAGUAUGAACAACUCUUGAGCUCAUCCAGGGAGCGGCAAAGCCACCUGGAGAGCCUGCAUGACUUUGUGUCACAGGCAACUCAAGAGCUCAUCUGGCUGAACGAGAAGGAGGAAGAGGAGGUUGCCUUUGACUGGAGCGAUCGCAACAUUAACAUCUCCAAAAAAAGGGAUUACCACACUGACCUGAUGAGGGAGCUGGAUGAAAAGGAGGAAGCCAUCAAGUCUGUGCAGGACAAGGCAGAGCGCCUUAUGCUCAAGAACCACCCAGCCAGGCUAACUAUUGAAGCAUACAAAGCUGCAAUGCAGACCCAGUGGAGCUGGAUUUUACAGCUCUGCUCAUGUGUCGAACAACAUCUCAAGGAGAACGCUAUUUAUUUUGAGUUUUUCAGUGAUGCCAAAGAGUCCAUGGAUUACCUAAAAAAUUUGCAGGAUUCAAUUCAAAGAAAGUACAGCUGUGAUCGAACAAGUACCCUACACAGACUGGAGGAUCUCAUUCAGGAGUCCAUGGAUGAGAAAGAGCAGCUCCUUCAGUACCGCAGCACUGUGGCUGGGCUGGUGGGCAGGGCUAAAAAUAUUGUGCAGCUCAAGCCCAGAAACCCUGAAAAUUCACUGAGGUCCUCCAUCCCUGUUAAAGCGAUCUGUGAUUAUCGUCAGAUAGAGAUUACCAUUUAUAAAGAGGACGAGUGCGUACUGGCCAAUAACUCUCACCGGGCUAAGUGGAAAGUCAUCAACCCAGCAGGGAAUGAGGCGAUGGUUCCCUCUGUUUGCUUCACUGUUCCUCCACCCAACAAAGAGGCCGUUGAUAUGGCUUCAAGAACUGAGCAGCUAUAUCAGAAUGUCCUGGCACUGUGGCACCACUCCCACGUCAACAUGAAGAGUGUGGUGUCUUGGCACUAUCUAAUGGCUGACAUUCAAGCCAUCCGCAACUGGAAUGUGGCUUCAAUAAAGACCAUGUUGCCAGGUGAGCAUCAGCAGGUCUUGAGCAACCUGCAGUCCCACUUUGAUGAGUUCCUGGAAGACAGCGAGGAGUCAGAGGUAUUCACUGUGGCGGACUGCGCACAGCUCGAGAGAGACGUGGCGGCGUGUAAGGAGUACUACCAGGAACUGCUCAGAUCCGCAGAGAGAGAGGAACACGAGGAGUCGGUGUACAACCACUACAUCUCGGAAAUACGCAACUUCCGUAUGCAUCUGGAGGCCCAUGAAGAACACCUGAUCAGGCAAAUACGCUCACCCCUGGAGAGAGAUGACCUGGAGCAGAGUCUGCAGCGUAUCACAGAGCAUGAGAGGAAGACGGCAGAGCUGAAUAAGCUGAAGGAGGAUCUGGAUGCCAUGAAGGACAAGUGUGAGCUGUUCCUCAGACAGGCCGCGGGUUCUCCGUCUGUGGCAACGCUCUCAUCUGAGCUCACAGUCCUCAUUCAGAGCAUGAGCCAAGUGUACUCCAUGUCUUCCAUUUAUAUGGACAAAUUGAAAACUGUGAGUUUAGUGGUGAAGCACAGUCAGAGUGCAGAGGCGCUUGUUAAGGCCUAUGAAUCCAAACUCUACGAAGAAGAUGCCAUGAACCCUGAUGUCAAAUCCAUUGAAAAUGUCAUUUCCACACUAAAGCACUGGCGGACAGAGAUUGAUGAGAGACAGGAGGUAUUCCAUGACAUGGAGGAUGAGCUGCAGAAGGCGCGCCUCAUCAGUGACCGCAUGUUUAAAGCGCACAACGAGCGCGACUUUGACCUCGACUGGCACAAAGAAAAGGCGGAUCAGUUGAGCGAGAGGUGGCAGAACAUCCACUCCCAGAUCGAUAGCAGGCUCCGAGACCUGGAUGGUAUCAGCAAAUCUUUGAAGCACUACAGAGACUCCUAUAGCAGCCUUGAUGAAUGGGUUAGAGACAUGGAGGCAGCACAGCUGAAGGCCCAAGAACACAAACCUGAGGAUAGCAAGGCACUGGCUGAGCUGUUAAACAAACAAAAAAUCCUUGUUGCUGAAAUUGAGCAGAAACAGAGCAGUAUCGACGAGUGUCAAAAGUACUCCGAGCAGUACUCAUCUGCUGUUAAGGAUUAUGAACUUCAGCUGAUGACGUUCAGAGCAAUGGUCGACUCCCAGCACAAAUCUCCUCUCAAGAAACGGAGGAUGCAGAGUUGUUCUGAUGCCAUUCAGCAGGAGUUUAUGGAUCUCCGAACGCGCUACACUGCUCUGGUGACUCUGAUGACUCAGUAUGUGAAGUUUGCCAGCGAAACACUGAAGAGAACUGAGGACGAGGAGAGAUCUGUUGAUGAGGAGAAGAGAGAGCAUGGUGAUAAGGUUAACAAACUAUUGCAGUGGAUGUCCAAUGUGAAACAGACCGUGAGCAAUGGUGGGGAUGCUCUGAAAGAUAGUAAUGCCAACACAGAUGCUUCUAAUAAGCCGCAGGUGUCAGUGGAGGAAAUGGUCACUAAAAAGGAACAAAUUGCAGAAGCACUGAGGUCCACACAAACGAUGCUAAACAAACACAGUGACAAAAUGACAGAAGAGGAAAGAAAGAAGGCCCAAGAGCAGCUACAGUCUCUCACUCAGGCCUACAAUGAACUCUCUCAGCAGUGUUCAGAUCAGACUCCCUCUGCAGAUGAGGAUUUCAAACCCCUUGAUAGGAUUGGGACUGGAAUGAGUGGCCUGAUUGAUCAGAGAGGCUUGGUUAAUCUCCAAGGGGCCCUCCUAACCUCCAACCUCUCUGAACCCCAGCUCCAUCUGGGGUGUGACGAUGCUAUCGAAGAAAAUCGCAUCUACACAUCAACGCUGAAUCACUUGCCAGUAUUGAAUGAUUCAAGCAAAUGCAUACAGAGUUCACAUGUCUCCUCUGUGUCCCUGUCAGACAUAGCAGCAGCUAGAGAAGGGUCCAUGUGUGAAGAUAUGAUCAUAAAGAUAAUAGAGGCCAGCCAGGUCAGUGAUGAAGUGAAGAUGUGCUACACAGGGGACACGAUGACCCUGGAGAAGGCAUUUCAGUGUGGUUUAAUUCCUGCUUCUGUCUAUGUAAACCUCCUUCAGAGGAAAAAGUCUCACCAGGAUAUGAUAACUCCUAGCACUGCAGAAAGUCUGUCGUUUUUAGAGCCUGAAGAGGAGGGUGAAGCUUGUGAGGUUAAUAAACUGAUAUUCAAGGGCCUCAGCAGAAAGAGAUCAGAGACAUCAGAGAGGAAUAUUAGCAGUGUGACUUCGGGUGGUUUUAGUAAUCAGGAGAUUAUGGUGAGGUUGUUAGGUGCUCAGGGGGAUCUAGAAGGUCAGAAUGAAACUGAGGUGUCAGAUGGUAACUUCCAGAAUGCUGGAGGUGGGCUGAAGGUGGAUGCGGCCAUUCAGUGUGACUUGAUGAGCUCCAGCAGCACACUCAUCGUGCUGGGAAAUCAGCAACAGUUCAUGGGACUUGCGUUGCCUCACUCUGGGGAAAUCCAAACGGUGUCUACCUCGCAUGAAUCGGAUUGUCAAAGCACCUCCAGUGAGUUUACCUGCAGACUUUUUACUAAUCGAGGGAAAAUAGCAGCAUUUUACAUUCCGGAAAAUUCAGAGGUGAUCGAUAUCACUACCGCUAUUCAAAAUGGUUGGAUCGACAGUCACACAGCAGAGGUUCUGAAAUCCAUAGAGAUCCCAGAUGUGCUGCCAGAUGUUGAUCACCUUAGUGAAAAGUUUUCAUCUUGGCUCACUUAUAAAAAGCUGGCAGUUGAUGGGUGGCCUCAUGAUGGUUCAGAAGUUAAUCUCCCCUCUCCCACGGAAGCAAAACAGUUAUUCAUCUCAUACUUAAUGAUGAACAGUUAUAUUGAUCCAAAGUCAGAACAGAGGGUUUUGAUACUUGAUGAUCAGUUAAAUAAAAUGGCUCAAGCUUUUCUUGAGGACCGGCUAUUUUAUCUGAACGAUGAUGAAGGUUUGACUGAUCUGACUUUAGAUGCCGAAAAUCCUUUUGAAGACGCAGAUUCUGAGAUGUCGCUACACAUAAAUGAUGAAUCAGAGGACUUAAUAAAAAACACAGAGGACGUGUUUGAUCGCCGUGACUUUGUUUCCCAGACCGGCGGGAGAAUCACCUUUGAUGAAAACACACAACACACAUUUGAGCCCCAUAAUUUCGUUUCCUCUGGCAAUGGAAGAAUAACCUUUGAUGAAAAAUCUAAUAAAAAUGAUAAAGCUUCAAAACACGAUCAUGCCAGGGACCUUUUAGUGAGUAGUGACAUUGAUAUUGACACCAGAGGUGUAGAGGUGGAAAACGUCUUUGAAAAUGGCACAGAGUCAGAAAAGGAGGCCGGAGAUUAUGCCAGGGAAGAUCUUGAUAUUCCAGGUUCUCUACAUGUGUCAGUCCCUCACACAUUUUGCUCUGGGGAAAGCAGAAAUAUUAGCUCACCUUCAGUGAUGAUUGACUCUGAGUCCUCAUUUAGAUCUUGCCAUCAGGUGCCACCACACUAUAAGGCUAAGUGCUUUGAAACAACAACAAGUGUUCAUAUUGAACAACCUCAGUUUUUAAGCUCUGAGGACUCGGUGGAGGGUGGAAAUGAGCGGAAGAGUGCUAUUGAGCUUCUGAAAACCCAAAUGGAGGAAGAGGGCAUUUUGGACGUCACCUCUGGGAAAUGUUAUAACCUGCAGGAAGCUCUUAAUAAAGGAUUAGUGGAUGAUAAGAUGGUACUAGAGCUGCAUGACUCACAGUCAGAUGAAAAAACUCCCAUCCUAAUGGAUGAGACAGACAGAUUUUCUGGAUUAAAACAGGCAUUGUCAAGCAGAUGUCACACAGAGCAGAGCUUUUUGAGGUCUCAUUGCAGCAGGAGCAUUGGUGAUUCACUCCUGCUUGAAUUAGUCAAGGAUUCAGAUUCGCAAGGCAACUUUUACCCAGAGGAAAACCGUGUUUACUCUCUUUCUGAAGAUCAAGAUCUGGGUUUAAUUCAUGCAGCUGAAAUUCACAAAGCUGAAAACACACAGCAGGUGAUUUCAAGGAAUGCUGCUGUCACGGUGCUUGAUUUAGCCAAAGAAGAGGCUAAUAACAAGGAAGGAGAGAGUGAAAAUAGAAAUCCAGAGUUAGCAUGUAAGGCAGUGGGGAGUGUAGAAACAAUGACUAAUAAAGUACAUCUUUCCCUUCCAUCAGAAAGUGGUAACAUGCCUCAGAUGAUCUCACCCUCUUUAUGGAAUCAGGUUACAGCAGAGCGUACCAAUCAUAUAGAAAAAUUGCCUUUAGGGGCUGAAGACAGUGAGUCACACACCUUAAUGGAUAGCGAGCUGACAGGAAAAAUCUCCAGCAUCAAUACUGAUUCCAAAAGCCAGACUCAGUCUGCCACUUUUGCUUAUCACUCCAGUAAAUCUGACAGCACACCCAGUGAUGAGGAUAUUUUCAGUGAUGGAUAUGAUACCAGUGUAAGAAAUCAGACAUUCAUUCAGAGUGAAACCGGCACGUCGGUUUCAUUUUGCAGUGCUUUGUCUUUGGAAGCUAGAGUGGAAGAUGAAAGUGGGGUUCGGUCAACUUUGGGCAGUGAGCCAGCUCCAAGUGUGGAUUACACAUCGCUCGGGGAUUUGGUUGAGGGUGCAGUCAUCUCGGUUUCCAGGGGUAAUUGUAACUCCGUGAAAAACAGGGCAGAAGAUGUCAGAGUUGCAUUACGUCAGCAAGCAGAAAGUGAUUAUAGUGAUGAAUCUGAGCCCAGCAGCUGUCAGAGAGAUCAGAGCCUGAUUGCAGCUGUUUGUGAAAGACCUCCAGAACAGCAGAGCUCCUCUUCUGAAAUACCUGCUGUUUACAGCAGCAUAACAACAACAAAUACCGUCAAUCACAGCAACUAUGAUAUUGAAGAUACAGUCCUGACUCCUAAAGAUUUCUUAGGGUUUACAGAUGGUGGAGCAGGUGAUUCUGAGAGGCCUUCCCUAGAGAAGCAAAAUGAUGACAUUCUCACUAUUGAUGGUGAACAGAUCUCCAUAGCUUUCUGUCAGCGAGAUCAGAGCCUGAUUGCAGCUGCUUGUGAAAGACCUCCACAACAGCAGAGCUCCUCGUCCGAGUUACCUGCUAUUUACAGCAGCAUAACAGCAACAAAUACCAUCUUGCACAGCAACAAUGACAUUGAAGAUUCAGCCCUGACUCCUAAAGAUUUGUUUGGGUUGGCCCCUGGAGGUGCAGGUGAUCCUGAGAGGCUUUUCCAAGAGAGGGGAAACAAUGACAUUCUCACUAUUGAUGCUGUAUCUCUCUGUCAGGGAGCUCAGAGCCUGAGCUCACCUGUUUGUGAAGGACCACACCAGCAGAGCUCCUCUUCUGAGUUACCUGCUGUUUAUAGCAGCACAACAGCAACAAAUACCAUCGAUCACAGCUACAGUGAUUUAGUCCUGACUCCUAAAGAUUUGUUAGGGUUUACUUGUGGCCUUACAAGUGAUGCUGAGAGGCUUUCCCAAAACAGGCAAAACAAUGACAUUCCCACUGUUAAUGCUGAACAGAUCUCCGUAGCUCUCUGUCAGAGAGAUCGGAGCCUGAGUGCAGCUGUUUGUGAAGGACCACAACAGCAGAGUUCCUCUUCUGAGUUACCUGCUGUUUACAGCAGCAUAACAGCAACAAAUACCAUCAAUCACAGCAACAAUGAUAUUGAAGAUUCAGCCCUGACUCAUAAAGAUUUGUUAGGGUCGCCCCCUGGAGGUGCAGGUGAUCCUGAGAGGCUUUCCCAAGAGAGGGAAAACAAUGACAUUCUCACUGUUGAUGCUGAGCAAAUCCCUGUAUCUCUCAGUCAGAGAGAUCGGAGCCUGAGUGCAGCUGUCUGUGAAAAACCUCCACAACAGCAGAGUUCCUCUUCUGAGUUACCUGCUGUUUACAGCAGCAUAACAGCAACAAAUACCAUCAGUCACAGCAACAAUGAGACCGAAGAGUCCGUCCUAACUCCUAAAGAUUUGUUAGGGUCUUCCCAUCUUGAUUCAGAUGAUGCUGAGAGGUUUUCCCAAGAGAGGGAAAACAAUGACAUUUUCACUAUUGAUGCUGAGCAGAUCCCUGUAUCUCUCAGUCAGAGAGAUCGGAACCUGAGUGCAGCUGUCUGUGAAAAACCUCCACAACAGCAGAGCUCCUCUUCUGAGAUAUAUUCUGUUAAUAGAGACAUAACAACAAGUACUAUCAACCAAAGCUACUAUGAUAUUGAAGAUUCAGCCCUGACUCCUAAAGAUUUUUUCGGGUCAACACAUGGUGGGGGAGGUGAUGCUGAGAGGCUUUCCCCAGAGAAGCAAAAUGAUGACAUUUUUAAUAUUGAUGCUGAACAGAUUUCUGCAUCUCUCUGCCAAAGUGGUGCACCUGUUUGUAAAAGACCUGCACAAGAGCUGAGCUCCUCUUCUGAGAUACCUGCUGUUUUAACAGCAACAGAUACUGUUAAUCACAGCAGCAAUGAUGUUGAAGAUUUAGUCAUGACUCCUAAAGACUUGUUAGAGUCGGCGCUUGGUGUUACAGGUGAUGCUGAGAGGCUUUUCCCAGAGAGGCAAAACAAGAGCAUUUUCGCUAUUGAUACUGAACAGAUCUCUGCAUCAAGAACGGACACAGACGAUCCUGAUAGUGAUAGAAAUGUCUCCUGUUUAAAUCCAUCGUUUCCCUUAUCAGACAUCAACUUUGGACAGCCUGGAAGUAGAAUAGGAGAAGAGUUGAGGUCUGAUCCUCAAGAAGAGGAUCAAAGUUUAGAAGUGUGUGUUUCUGUGGAUACUCACACAGUUACGGAUUUCCUGUCCGAGAGCAGCAUAAUACCUGUUGUUUCCUCUUCAGGCCCAUCAGUGUUUUCUAAUCCUGGAAAGACAUAUGCAGAUGACCAGGGGGAAGAUAUUACACACAAUGAUAAGAGCAGUGGUUUGGAAAGGGCACAAGCUCAAGAUUCUCAACAUGCCCUUGCUAUAGAUAAGAAUAAUGCACAAUCUUUAGAUAAAAGCAGUUUCCACGAGAGUAGCACAUCUCAGGGACUCACACAGAGCAGUCACCCAGAUCACCUCAUGAAUUUACUGAAGCAAAAUUCUCUCAGUUUAGACAGCGAGGACACGAGGAAAGCAAAACUGAUAUGCCCGGAAGAAAGAGGAGGUCAAGAGACAGAGCAGUCUGAUGCUCCAAAUAUCCAGCUGCAGCUGCUGCAGGUUUUUAAGACUGUUUCCACAAGCCAAGACCUUUCAGUGCUUAAGGAAGUGAUGGAUACCCUCAGCAGCGCUCUGGGGUGUGAGUCACAGCAGGAACAGUGGCACACACUGGAGAGCAUCAAAGAGGAAAGUUCAGAGGGAGAGGAUGAGGAGUCAGGAGAGGAUGACGGUGCUCCAAAGAGUCACCAACCAUCUGUUGAGGAGGUCAAAUAUAAGCUGUUCUCCAUCCACGAUUAUUUGGAGUGUGUCGGGAGACUGCAGGAUCACUCUGAUGCUUUAGAAGAUGCCAGAAAAGACCUCACAAUCCCAAUACCCACAGACAACAGCAUGGAAGAAUUGCAGAACCAAAUAGAGGAAUGUCAGUCUCUGCAGUCUCAGCUUUCUAGUCUGGCUGAUGUUCUGACAGUAGAUAUGGAGAAAGCCAAACAACUCAUAAACUCUGCUGAUGAAGACGUUCCCCAGCAAAUCCACCACGACUUGGCCUCGAUAUAUCUGGAGUUAGAGCCAAAUUUUACUGCUGUGUCUCAGAUGUGUGCAGAAAGAAGCAACUCUCUGAUUCAAGCGAUGGAAACAGGGAAGGUACAUUUGGAAUCAACAUAUCAGCAGCAUCUCAGUGAUCUCAAUACGCUGGCGGGGCUCAUUCAAACUAACUCUAAGAUGUUGGGUGUGGAUUUGAACACAUGUGAUCUGGACACUUUGAAACAUCUGAGCCAGCAGAAUAAGGACAUGGAGGACCAUCUGCAAAAAGAAGCCAGGCUCAAGUUAGAGGAUGUCACGUUUGAUAUCCAGUGCUUUAUUUCAGAGCACACUCAGUUCCUGAGUCCGGCUAAGAGUAGCUACCUCCUCAAGUUCCUCAGCACCACUCAGCGAGCAUUCAGAGACCAGAUAGAAAGGCUUGUAACACAGAAGAGUGCCUUAGAUGUCCUGCUUGACGCCAGAGAGAGAGAAAGCAUGGCAGAGUCUUUAUUGGAGAAACAGAAGGAGUUUACAGACAAGUUGUCGGACAUGUGCGAUAAUCUCACGCUGACCGAGAACCGCCUGAUUGGCCAUAAGCAACAGGCUGAAAAUGCUGAGAGUAUUACAGACCUGCAGCAGUACCAGCAGGAGGAUCAGGCUCUCCAAAAAGACGUGUUGACAAACGCCAGUGCCUUAAAUGACGUGAUCAGCAGUACUAAUAAAUUUCUCCAGGAAAACCGAAGCAAGAUGACACCAGAUCAAAUCGCCGCUAUUGAAAGCAAGCUGGAAGAGGCUAAAAGCAAGGCCAAGCUCAUCAACCAGCGAGCCGAGGACUCCAGAAAAGAUUUGGAGAAAGCUGUCACGACAGCCAUACAGCAGGAGAGCGAAAAGGCAGCAGCUGUCGAACAGCUUGAAGAGAGUAAGAGCAAAAUUGAAGGUCUUCUGGACUGGAUUUCCAAUGUAGGAAAUAAGAACAAGAGCAGCCUGGAUCAAACAGACCAUGUAAGUCAAGAAAAUGGAAACCUGCCAGAAGAACCUUCAGCUAAGGGACUGAUAACAGAGGAUGAUGAUGCCAACGGAAACGCUUUGCAGACCACUGACAAGGAUUUUGGCAGAGAGACCAAUGGCGAGAACAAUGAAUCCCCGAAUCUUGAUAAGCAGUACCAAAGGCUCAAGGCCCAUCACCAGGAGAUUCUGUCCCAGCAGCAGGAUCUGAUCAUGGCCACCCAGUCAGCUCAGGCUAUGCUUGACAAGCAAGCCAACGUGCUGUCUCCACAGGAGAAAGAGGCUUUGCAGAAGAACAUCCAAGAGCUAAAGGAGCGCUAUGAGACGUCCCUGACUCAGGCUGAGCAGCAGAUGAAGCAGGUGCAGUGUGUCCAGGAGGAGCUGAAGAAGUUCCAGGAUGACUGCGAGGAGUUUGAAAACUGGUUAAACCAGGCUGAAGAAGAGAUUUUGGAACUGGGAGCGCCUGCAAGCUCCCUUAAUAUCCUCAGUGAUAACCUUCAGCGACAGAAAAGCUUCUCAGAGGAUGUGAUUUCCCACAAAGGGGACCUUCGCUUCAUCACUAUUUCGGGACAGAAAGUGCUGGACGUGGCUAAGGCGUUUGGAUCGGCUGACCCGGCAGCUAAGAAUCCGCUGCUGCAUGUGGAUACUUCAGGAACCUGUUCUGCUGUCAAGGAUAAACUAGACUCAGCAGCCAGUCGAUAUAAAACACUACACUCACAGUGCAAUCUGCUUGGCAACAACCUCAAAGACGUGGUUGACAAGUACAAAAAGUAUGACGACUCAAGCACCGGUCUUUUGAAGUGGCUCAACAGCUCAGAGGAGGAGGCGAGAAAGCAGCAAUCAGAGGCCAUAGCAGCUGACCCUCAAACGCUACAGAAACAGCUGGAGGACACCAAGGUUUUACAAGGUCAGAUGAUGGGGCACCAGACUGCUAUUGAUUCUUUACGUAAAACAGCUGAGUCUUUAAUAACAUCUGAAGGUGACCUGCUGAGCAAUCCAGAUGAGAUCCAGGAGACAGUAGAUGACAUAGUGGAGCGUUACGACAACCUUUCCAAGUCUGUAAGCGAUCGAAAUGAGAAGCUGCAGAUCACCCUGACUCGCUCUAUGAGUGUUCAGGAUGGCUUGGAUGAGAUGAUGGGAUGGAUGGAGGGAGUUGAGGCCAGUGUGGAAGAAAAAAGGGAAAUAACCUUGGACUCUGCAUCUCUUGGAGGCAUCCUGAGCAAAGAAGCAGCUUUAGAGCAGGACAUAGCAAGUCGCCAGAGCAGCAUCUCAGCCAUGAAAGCCAAGGUGAAGAAGUUUGUGGAGACGGCUGAUCCCUCUGCUGCCGCGCUUCUGCAGUCUAAGAUGGACUCUCUCUCCCAGCGCUUCUCUGAUGCGUGUGAUCAGCACAGGCAAAAAAUUGCUACUGUGGAGAAGCUGAAAGAAAAGGUAGAGCAGUUUGAGAAUGUAGCCGAAAAAGUCCAGCAGUUUGUUGUGAAGCGCUCACAGGACCUGCACGAAACAGACGGCCCGGGGAAAACUUUCAAUGAACUGUCUCAGCUAAUGCAGAACACCAAAGCUGAGAUGGCUGAAUAUGCUGGUGAUUUGGAGAAGCUGCAGACUUUGUCCAAGGAGCUGUCUGAAAUAAGCCCCGAUGGAAACAAAGCCCAAAUUCAGAGCAAGCUGGACAAUCUCUCAAAUGUUUUCAGCACCUUUAAAGAUACCAUCAAAGAAAAGGAAGAGGAACUGUCAUCUUGUCAGGACCAGCUGGGAGAGUUCAGAUCUGCAGCUAGCGCUCUCACUAAGUGGCUGGAGGAGGCUAAUGACAAAGUACCUGCAGAUCAGCCAAGCAGCAGUGAGAAAACUCUGGAGAGCAACCUGCAGAUAGUCACCGGAUUACUAGAUGAAUGGACAUCCAAAGGCCCUGCCGUCCAAGACCUGAACACUAAAGGAUCGACGCUGUGCAACUUGAUUACUUUCCUCACAUCACCUGCCAAGACAAAGACUCCCAACAAGUCGGCUCUUACUAAUGGUGAUGGUCCAGCAAGCCAUACCUACCUAACCAACAAAGAGCUGAUGGUUAUUCAGCAGAACAUGUCUUCCAUCAAUGAGGGGUACACGGACCUCGGAGAAACGCUGAAGAAUCGCUCAGCACAGCUGAGUAGUUUGUUGCAGGAGGUGAAAGAGGCCCAGAAGGAGACAGAUGACAUGAUGCUGUGGCUGAAGGACAUGAAAAAGACCGCACAGUCCUGGAACAGUGCAGCCACAGAGAAAGACUCAGUGAAAACACAGCUUGAACAGCAGAAGGCAUUUGAAGAUAACAUGAAGCAAAAACAGGAGGCGCUUCAAAAGCUCAGAGAGAAGCUCCUCGACUUGAUUAAGACUCAUCCAAACUCACCCGAGGCAGCGAAAUGGAAGCAGAUGUUGGCAGAAAUAGAUGCUGCCUGGGCAGACAUCAGUGGCUCUGUUGAGGAGAGGAAGCAGCACCUGGAGCAGUCCAAUAAGAAUCUGGACAUCUUCCAAACAACGGAGCAGCAGCUUGGUCAGUGGCUUUCAGAGAAGGAGCUGAUGAUGAGUGUCCUUGGACCCCUCUCCAUAGACCCGAACAUGCUUAAAAUGCAGAAGCAACAAGUCCAGAUCCUCCAGAAUGAGUUUAAGAGCCGCAAACCUCAAUAUGAACAACUCGAGGAAGCUGCCUCCGCCAUCCUAAGCUCAUCAGGCGAUCAGGACCCUUCAAGUGGGAAGCUGGUGAAGGAGCAGCUUGCUGCAGUCACUCAGAAGUGGGCAGGCCUCACAGGACAGCUGGACCAGCGAGACAGCCAUAUUGAUCAGGCAGUGGUGAAAACCGGGAAGUUUCAGGAGUUACUGAGGAGCCUCAGUAACACUGCCACUCAGCUGGAGAGUCAGCUCACAAACCAUCAGGGCCUCAGCACGCAACCUGAUGCUGUGAAGAAGCAGUUGGAGGAUGCCCAGAACAUCUCGGCUCAGCUGCGAGAGGAGAAGAAGAAGCUGAAGGAGGCUGAGGCCAUCAAUGAAGAGCUCACGGCGAUGGUGACUGAGGACUACCUCAAAGCAGACCUCGCAAGGCAGCUGGAGAGUGUUUGCAAGCCUUUUAAGCAGUUGGAAGAGAAAGCAGCAAAAAGAAUUGAACAGUUAAACUCCACCUUUGCCAGUUCUCAGCAGUUUCAUCAGACUUCCAAAGAUUUACAGUCAUGGCUGGGUGAGAAGCUCCAGGACCAAUCGAAGCCCAAACCCAUCUCUGCCAAAGUGGAGGUUCUGCAACAAACUGUAGAGGAGCACAGUAAACUCCAGAAGGCUCUCAGUGAACAUGAAAAAGCUUUUAAUACAAUCAUUGGAGAGGGAGAGAUGCUUCUGCACAACAUUGAUGGUGCGGAGAAGUUAGCACUACAAGGUCAGCUCACUACCCUCUCAUCCAACUGGGAAGAAGUGAAGAAGAGCUCCGCAGAGCAGGCUGACAAACUCCAAACUGCUCUGAUGAGAUCACUCAAGUAUCAGGAGCAUGCAGAGAAGCUUAACUCUUGGAUUCAGGAGUGUGAGGCUAACGAGGGCCGAGUCAAGCUCACCGUUGAUCCUGCUGCUGUGGAGACUUCCAUUUCUCAGUUGAAAGCUCUCCAGAAGGAUGUUGAUAAGCACAGAGGGUUGGUGGAGCAGCUCAACGCAGCUGCAGAUAGCCUUCUUGAGGUGGCCAACACAGACACCGACGCUAUAAAAGAAGAGAAGGCUAGCACUGGUAAAAGAGUAGACAAUAUAGUGGAAAGUCUGCAGAGCAAAAGGGAAUCUUUAGAGAAGAUCUCGCACACAGUAAAGGAAUUUAAUGAUGCGUGCAAAGAGGCAAAGACUCAGCUUGAGGGAGCUAAGAAGCAAGUGGAUGCCUAUGAAACACAGGGAGUUCAGGCGCACAGCAACAAGAGCCUAACCAACAUGAAAGCCCAACACAAGAGUUUAGAGGCUGUGCAGAAUCAAGUAGAGCACAUGAAGGCCUUGGCCAAGGACCUUGUGGUGGAUGUCCCAGAUGCUGAAGGAGUGACAGACCUCUUACUACAGGCAGACAGCAUAGAAAAAGACUACGGCAACCUUAAUAAGAAACUGGAGGAGACGUGUCAAGCAUUGGAGGGUAAACUGCAGGGUAUCGGACAGUUCCAAAACAACAUCCGCGAGAUGUUUGCACAGUUCACAGAGUUGGACGAUGAGCUGGACAGCAUGUCCCCAGUGGAUCUCAAUUUGGACACUCUUAAAGAACAGCAGGACAGCAUUCAGAGUUUUGUGGCUAAGCUGCGAGAGCUGAUGGCUAACACAGCCAAUGCUGGAGACAGUUGUAAGAAGAUGUUAGAGUCUGAACCCUCACCUGACCUUCUGGGCCUGAAGAGAGAUCUGGAUGCUCUGAGUAAGCAGUGUGGCAAACUGUUAGACAGAGCCAAAGGAAGAGAGGUCCAGGUGCAGAGUACUCUCACAAAGCUAGAGGAGCUGUAUGGUAAAGUAAAUCAAAUGGAAGAUAAACUCUGCAGAGCUGUGGACAAGGAGGCAUCCCAGGAGCCGGUCGGCAUGGAGACAGAAGUGCUCAACCAGCAGCUGGAGGCUUUCAAGGCUUUUCAGAAAGAGGACAUUGAUCCACUGCAGAACCAGCUUCAAGACAUCAAUUCCCUCGGGCAGGGUCUGAUCCAGAAUGCUGCUAAAGGCACCAGCACUAAGAAACUCGAGGACGACUUGGAAGGUGUCAACUCUAAGUGGAAUACCCUCAACAAAAAGAUUGCUGAGCGUUCAGCCCAGCUGCACGAAGCCCUCUUGCACUGUGGCCAGUUCCAGGAUGCUCUGGAGUCCCUACUCAGCUGGUUGACUGACACGGAGGAGCUUGUGGCCAAUCAAAAACCUCCGUCUGCUGAGUUCAAAGUGGUGAAGGCACAGAUACAAGAGCAGAAGCUCUUACAGAGACUGCUGGACGACCGAAAGCCGACAGUGGAGCUGAUAAAAAAGGAGGGAGGGAAGGUUGCUGAACUGGCAGAGUCUGUGGAUAAGGAGAAAGUGGCAAAAGAGAUUGAAUGCCUGGGACAGAGGUGGGACACGCUUCUCAAGAAGGCUGAAAACAGGCACAAACAACUAGAGAGCAUCUUAGUGGUGACUCAGCAGUUCCAUGAGACUCUGGAGCCCCUGAGCGAGUGGCUGUCAGCCACAGAGAAACACCUCACCAACUCUGAGCCAAUAGGCACUGAGACUUCUAAGCUGGAAGAUCAGAUAUCUCAGCACAAGGCAUUAGAGGAGGAGAUUAUGAAUCACAGUAAAGACCUGUUUCAGGCUGUCAAUCUUGGCCAAAUGCUCAAAACUGUGAGCUCAGUGGACGAUAAGGAGUUUGUUCAGUCUAAACUGGACACCACUCAGGCCAGUUACAUAGAGCUCCAGGAGCGAUGCAGGAGGAAAGCUGAGAUGCUUCAACAAGCUCUGGCAAAUGCCCAGCUGUUUGGAGAGGAUGAAGUGGCUCUCAUGAACUGGCUCAAUGAGGUACACACGAGGCUGAGUGAAGUGUCGGUGGAAGACUACAGACUAGAGGUUCUUGAAAAGCAGCUGGCAGACCAACGGGCACUGCAAAGUGAUAUUGGCUUAAGGAAGAAGAAUGUUGACCAAGCCAUCUCCAAUGGGGUGGAGCUACUGAAGCAAACAACAGGUGAUGAGGUGAUCGUUAUCCAAGGCAAACUGGAUGGAAUAAAAACAAAAUAUGCUGAGAUAAACUCUAUGAGUGACAGUGUUUUAAAGACACUGGAGCAGGUUUUGAGUCUGUCUUCCAAGCUGCAGCAUACUCACACGGAUCUGAGCUCAUGGCUAGAGAAAGCAGAGGCUGAGAUUAAAAGCUUUGCCCAUCAGGAGCCAGUCGGCGAGCAGCUGAUUCAUUCACAAAGCAGGCAAAAGGCCAUGUUGAAAGAGAUCAAAGACCAAAAACCAGUGUUGGACCAGCUGAAUGAGUUGAGCAGUUCACUCUUGGAUUUGGUCCCCUGGCACACUCGUGAGAGUUUGGACAAACUUGUGUCUGAGGAUAAUGAGAGGUACAGAGCUGCCUAUGACACUUUGACCCAGAAGGUCGACCAGAUCAAUGCUGACAUACUCAAGUCACAACAGUUUGAACAGGCCGCAGACAAUGAACUCUCCUGGCUGACUGACGCUGAGAGGAAACUGCUAUCGAUGGGUGAGAUCAGGCUGGAGCAGGACCAAACCACAGCUCAGCUCCAAGCACAGAAGAUUUUCUCCAUGGACAUCAUGAGACACAAAGAUGCUGUAGAUGAGAUUGUGAAAACAGGAAAGGCCAUCAUGACCAGCAAAAACCCAGAGGAGAAGGAAAUCUUAAAGGCCAAGACACAGACUCUCCUCGAGAAGUAUGGUGUCGUCAGCCAGCUGAAUUCUGAGCGCUGUCUGCAGCUUGAGCGAGCCCAGUCUCUUGCCACUCAGUUCUGGGAGACCUAUGAGGAGCUGGGGCCAUGGCUUCAGGAAACUUUAAGCACCUUCAGCCAGUUACCCCCGCCUGCCAUCGAGUACGACACGCUCAGGCAGCAACAAGAGGACCUCAGGCAAAUGCGGGAACUGAUUGCAGAGCACAAGCCCCAUAUUGACAAGAUGAAUAAAACUGGUCCUCAGUUACUUGAGCUCAGCCCAGUGGAGGGUGAGCCCAUCAGAGAGAAAUACACAGCCACUGACCAACUUUACACCAAACUGAAAGCUGAUGUCAAGCAGAGAGCUGCCACUUUGGAUGAAGCCAUCUCCAAAUCCACUCAGUUCCAUGAUAAAAUCGAUCCCAUGCUUGAAUCCCUGGAACGGAUCGCUGAACGCCUCCACCAGCCUCCAUCCAUCUCAGUGGAGGUGGACAAGAUCAAGGAGCAGAUUACUGAAAAUAAGACGGUCUCUGUGGAUUUGGAGAAGCUGCAGCCGUCUUAUGAGACACUGAAGCAACGAGGUGAAGAGAUGAUCGCACGAUCCGAAGGGACAGACAAGGACCUGUCUGCCAAAGCUGUGCAAGACAAACUGGACCGCAUGGUUUUCCUGUGGAACGACAUCCAGGCAUUGGUGGAAGAGCGGGAGACGAAGCUGCUGGAUGUGAUGGACCUCGCAGACAAGUUCUGGUGUGACCACACCGCCCUCAUCGUCACCAUUAAAGACAGCCACGACCUGCUGAGGGAGCUGGAGGAGCCCGGAGUCGAUCCUUCAGUCGUCAAACAGCAGCAGGAAUUUGUGGAGGGAUUUAAGGAGGAGAUUGAUGGGCUGCAGGAGGAACUCGAUGGGGUUCGAAACCAGGGUGCAGAGCUCAUGACUGCCUGCGGGGAACCUGAUAAACCUGUGAUAAAGAAGAGCCUGGAUGAAGUGAAUACAGCGUGGGAGAAUCUCAAUAAGACGUGGAAGGAAAGAGGAGAGAGACUGGAAGAAGCCAUGCAAGCUGCUGUGCAGUUUCAAGAUGGCCUGCAGGGUAUGUUUGACUGGGUGGAUAUUCUGGAGAGCAAGCUGGAUUCAAUGUCACCUGUGGGCACGGAUCUGGAAACCGUCAAGCAGCAGAUUGUGGAACUCAAGGAGUUCAAAGGAGAAGCGUACCAGCUACAGAUUGAGAUGGAGCGUCUGAACCACCAGGCCGGCCUCCUGCUGAAGAAGGUGACAGAGGAGGCUGACCGCUCCGCCAUCCAGGAGCCGAUGUCUGAACUCAAAAUGCUUUGGGACAACCUGGAUGAGAAGAUCAUCAGUCGGCAGCACAAACUGGAGGGAGGCCUUCUCGCGCUGGGGCAGUUCCAGCAUGCACUGGACGAGCUGCUGGCCUGGAUGAGCCACACCGAGGAGCUGCUCAAUGAACAGAAAAAUGCUGGAGGAGACCCCAAAGCCAUCGAGAUAGAGCUCGCCAAGCACAACGUCCUCCAGAUAGAUGUGUUGGCUCACAAGUCAACAGUCGAGACAGUGAACAAAGCCGGCAAUGAUCUGGUGCAGUCCAGCGCUGGAGAGGAAGCUUCUAGUCUGCAGAGCAAACUGGAGAAUCUGAACCAGCGAUGGAAAGCCAUCCUGGAAAAGAUGGGGCAGAGGAAGCAACAGCUGGAAAGCUCUCUGCUUCAGGCUCAGGGUUUCCAUGGUGAGAUAGAAGACAUGCAGCAGUGGCUGAAAGACACAGAACGUCAGCUGUUGGCAUCAAAGGCUGUGGGAGGCUUACCAGACACGGCCCGGGAGCAGCUUAUCGCCCAUCUGGAGUUGUGUUCUGCCUUUGAGGCUAAAGAGGAGCUGUAUCGGGAGCUCCAGAACAAGGGUCACCAACUGCUAACGAUGAUGCCCGAGAGUCCAGACAGUAACACGGAGCAGGACCUCGCCAACCUGAAGGAAAAAUGGGAAGCGGUGCAAGCGAAGGUUGCUGAAAGAAAGGUGAAACUAGAAGAAGCUUUGACUGUGGCCACAGAUUUCCACAACUCCCUGCAAGAUUUCAUCAACUGGCUAACCCAAGCAGAGCAGACGCUGAACACGGUUUCCCCCGCUUCCCUCAUACUGGAGACCAUCAUGUUUCAGAUAGAUGAGCAUAAGAUGUUUGUGACAGAGGUAAACUCCCACAGAGAACACAUUAUUGAACUGGACAAGACGGGCACACAUCUGAAGUACUUCAGCCAGAAACAGGAUGUGGUCCUGAUAAAGAACCUGCUGCUCAGCGUGCAGGGGCGCUGGGAGAAGCUGGUGCAGAGGUCUGUUGAGCGGGGUCGUCUGCUGGACGACGCCAGGAAGAGGGCGAAGCAGUUCCAUGAAAAUUUCAAUAAACUGAUGGAGUGGUUAGAUGAAUCUGAGAAGACUCUGGACUCUGAAGUGGAAAUUGCCAAUGAUCCCGAUAAAAUCAAGACGCAGCUGGCACAGCACAAGGAGUUCCAGAAAGCUCUUGGCAGCAAACACUCUGUGUAUGAUACUACCACUCGAACAGGACGGGCCCUGAAAGACAAGACCUCUCUACAGGAUGAUAGACAGAAGCUGGACGACAUGCUGAGUGAACUGAGGGACAAAUGGGACACUGUUUGUGGGAAGUCAGUGGAAAGACAAAACAAGCUGGAAGAGGCCUUGUUGUUCUCCGGCCAGUUUACAGAUGCUCUCCAGGCUCUUAUUGACUGGUUGUACAGAGUGGAACCUCAGCUGGCUGAGGACCAGCCCGUACACGGAGACAUAGACCUGGUUCUCAACCUGAUAGACAACCACAAGGUUUUUCAGAAGGAGUUGGGAAAGCGGACAGUAAGCGUCCAGGCCCUCAAACGUUCAGCCAGGGAGCUGAUUGAGAACACUCACGAUGACUCCUCCUGGGUCAAAGUCCAGAUGCAGGAGCUGAGCACGCGCUGGGAGACGGUGUGCAACCUGUCGGUGUCUAAGCAGGCCCGGCUGGAGCAGGCUUUGGGCCAGGCUGAAGAGUUUCACUCUGCUGUUCACAUCCUGCUGGAGUGGCUAGCUGAGGCAGAGCAAAGUUUGCGCUUCCACGGCAGCUUGCCCGACGAUGAAGAAGCUCUGCGUGCGCUUAUCGAACAACACAAGGUGUUCAUGAAAAAACUGGAAGAAAAGCGAGUGGCUCUAAAUAAAGCGGCCAGCAUGGGGGAGGCCAUUCUCAGCAUCUGCCAUCCAGACUCUAUCACAACCAUCAAGCACUGGAACACCAUCAUUAAAGCCCGCUUUGAAGAGGUGCAGGCUUGGGCCAGACAGCACCAGCAGCGACUGGCCACAGCCCUCACUGAGCUGCUAGCUACUCAGGAGCUGCUGGAGAAUCUUCUGACGUGGCUACAGUGGGCUGAGACCAACCUCAACGACAAGGAUAAGGAGCCACUCCCUCAGGAGAUCGAGGAGGUCAAAAACCUCAUAGCAGAACACCAGGCAUUCAUGGAGGAAAUGACCAGGAAGCAACCAGAUGUUGACAAAAUCACCAAGACACACAAAAGGAAGGCUGCUGCGGAGCCCCAGAUCCAGUCUCAGAUCCCCGUGUUGGACAAAGGAAGAGCUGGAAGAAAACGUUCUCCCACGCAAGCGAUGUAUGCAUCAUCAACACAAGCUCCCAUUGAAACAAAGAACCCACGGGUUAACCUGCUGGUGACCAAGUGGCAGCACGUGUGGCUGCUGGCUUUGGACAGAAGGAGGAAACUCAAUGAUGCUUUGGACAGAUUGGAGGAGCUAAAAGAAUUUGCCAACUUUGACUUUGAUGUGUGGCGGAAACGUUACAUGCGCUGGAUGAACCAUAAAAAGUCUCGCGUCAUGGACUUCUUCCGCCGCAUUGACAAAGACCAAGAUGGCAAAGUGACACGACAGGAGUUCAUAGAAGGCAUUCUCUCCUCCAAAUUCCCAACAAGUCGUCUGGAGAUGAGCGCUGUGGCAGACAUCUUUGACAGAGACGGUGACGGCUACAUUGACUACUACGAGUUUGUAGCAGCUCUACAUCCCAACAAAGACGCUUACAAACCACUAACAGAUGCUGACAAAAUUGAGGACGAGGUCACGCGCCAAGUGGCGAAGUGCAAAUGUCCAAAACGAUUCCAGGUGGAGCAAAUUGGUGCCAAUAAAUACCGGUUCUACCUUGGAAAUCAGUUUGGUCUGGUUCACUGCUUACAUGACUCCUUAAUCGGCGAUGAGACAAUAGCAAACAGGGAAAAUCAAAAUCUUACCCCCCACCUACACGUUGCAGUUUUGGAAAGCUGUAUUCUGUUUGGAGACUCUCAGCAGCUUCGCCUUGUGAGAAUUUUGCGCAGCACUGUGAUGGUGCGGGUGGGAGGAGGCUGGAUGGCGCUGGAUGAGUUUCUGGUGAAGAAUGACCCCUGUCGAGUGCAUCACCACGGGAGCAAAAUGUUGCGCUCGGAAUCAAACUCUUCAAUUACUCAGUCUCCUAUAGGUUGGCAAAUCUCAAACUUUCUCACCUUGCUCCAUGAACCCACCAGUGCUAAAGGCAGGACCAAUGUGGAGCUGCGAGAGAAGUUCAUCCUCCCAGAGGGAACCACUCAAGUGAUGGCAAGCUUCCGCUACAGAGGCCGGAGGUCUCGGCCGUCAUCUCGAGGAGCUUCUCCCAACAGAUCCACCUCCAGUCAGAGCCUCCCCGUCCCCACCAACCCAGCAGCGACCAGCACACCCAAGAAUCCCCAACACAUAACCCGCAAUUAUGAUAAGCCAUGGCUUACAAACAGCAAACCCUCCACUCCUCUUAAAUCAUCAGACUCCUUUGGGAGCCAAGGUUCAUCCUCAGAGAGUAAUCCGGUUCAAGGCAGCAAAUUGCGUUUGCCUGGGUAUCUGUCCGGCAAAGGAUUUCAGUCAGGUGAAGAGGGAAGCUUGAUCAGCGCUGCUGUACUAAAAGCUCGAAAUCAGACAAUAGGUGAAUCGAGAAAAAAUUCCAGCCGACCAGGAAGUAAAGCCGGAAGCAGAGGAAGCAGUCGCAGAGGAAGUGACGCCUCCGACUUUGACAUCUCAGACAUUCAGUCCGUGUGCUCAGAUGUUUCCGAGACGGUCGGCGACUCUGCCAGAGCGACGCCUCGCUCCGCAUCCCGUCAACACGGAGGGAAACCCUCUAAGAUCCCCACACCUCAAAGAAGAAUGACCCCUACAAGCAAACUGGCCAAGGGAUUGAAGCGAUAGACAGUGGCCUUGAAAACAAGCAAACAAACAAACAACCCAGGAGCUAUUUGCACCCUAAACACAUAAUGGACACUGGAGAUGUGUAACUUAAAGAAAAAAAAAAGAAAAAAGACUGCAAAUGUGUCACGUGUUAUUUAAAUUCUUGCAAAGAUGUAAAAUAUUCUGUUAAGAGGCAAUAUGGUUUAAUAUUUUGUGAGAAUGGAAAGUCAAUGGCCUUGUGUAUUUGUUUUUAAUGUAUUUUAUUUUUUGUGAAAAUAUGUCAAAUUGUUUUUAUUGUACUUUAUUUUUAUUUAUGCAAAUCCUGUAGAGGAUUGAUGAACACUAGAAAAUCUGGGAAUGAUCAAGCCGAACUAACAUUUCUACACUAAUGAAGGGCAAAGAUGCAGGAUAGUGCUCUAAGAGUUACUGAAUGUACUAUUAUUUAUGUAUGCUUUUGUUUGGAGUAGAUGGUGCAUUAUGGUACCGUUCGACACACUGCGAUUAUCUAUUUAAGUGCUAUGUUAUACUGCCAACAUGCAUUUAAAGGGCAAUGCAAUAUAUUACAAUAAACCCCACUAAGCACUGCAGAAGCCUUCGAAAACCCCUAUUUAAGACAAGUAGCAGAAACCUCGUAACCAUGACGCUUUUAUGUCCCCGUUUGUCAGCAGCUGCAGCCCGUCUUUUGUUUAAACACCUCACAGCAAAUGAGUACUCUGACCUCGAAGAGGUAACACUUCAUGUAGACAUUCUCUGUGCAUCCAUGUCAAUGUAUGGUUAAUUUCGGUAGAGCUGAAAUUGUUACUGUAACAUUACUUUGUAAUAAACCUGCUUGCAGAAAGCCACCAGAGACUGGUGUGCACCACAGAA